Messenger RNA from Bradysia coprophila, 1569 nucleotides. It is a transcript of the gene ppk15, whose product is annotated as pickpocket 15. The record is from RefSeq and is a predicted model, not a curated record. Gene Ontology annotation, cellular component: plasma membrane. Gene Ontology annotation, biological process: sodium ion transmembrane transport. NCBI's taxonomy places the organism in Eukaryota, Metazoa, Arthropoda, Insecta, Diptera, Sciaridae. Gene Ontology annotation, molecular function: ligand-gated sodium channel activity.
UUCGUUUGAUGUUAAAAUCAGUUGAAAAUUCGAGACUAUUCCUUUAACAAUAUUUAUCAAAAAUUUAUUAUUUUAAUUGGACAUGGGAUUGUUUAAAAGUGCUCUACUCACAUUGAAGGAUUAUUGUUUGAACAGCACUCUCGCUGGUCUUAGUUAUAUCGGUGAUUCUAGGUAUCAUGUAACCGAGAGAAUAUUUUGGCUGAUUUUCUUUGUGCUGGCAAUUUUGGGAUCUCAUCAUUUAAUUAUGGAUGCUAUUCAAGAACAUGAAGGUAGUUCCAUCAGUAUGGUCGUGGAAAGCUUACGCCCGUUAGACCAAACGGAUUUUGUUUCGGUGGCAUUAUGUGAAAUGGGACACACAAAACAAUCGUAUAAAAAUCUAGACACCAUCAUGAAACAGAUUCAAGUGUCCGAUAAUGACGACGAUUAUAGCUACGACGUUGAGGACUUUUUAUUAAGAAUUAUUUUCCACAAUUUGUACAAUUUCGGUUCGAUUGUUUCGUAUUGCCAGCCAUACGUGGAUUGCACAACGGAAUGCACCAAAUGUCCGGAAAAUAAUUACGAACAAUUUGCGAUGAAGGUCAGGGCUAACUGCACUGAACUGGUUACUCAAUGUGCCUGGAAUGACCAAGUUUUCGAUUGUUGUAAGUAUUUUCAACCACUUAAAACAACCCUUGGAACGUGCUUCUUGAUCAAUUCGAGGCAACUAACACCAAAGGACGGACCAAAUUGGCUGAACACUAAAAUGGACUUGAGAACUGGGCCAGGUUCAAUGAGAUUGGAAUUUUCGAAAGCCGUUUCGCUAUUUAUUAUUAAUGAAGAAGAUAUACCACACAUGCUUUUAACAACACUACAAUUCAACCAACAACACGAAGGAACGGAGGUCGAGAUAUUGCUUAGUCUGCAAAAUGUUAUAAAUGACAAGGGUGUACAAGCCAUUGAUCGAAACACGAGAAAGUGUAUAUUCCCCAGCGAGCAAUUUAAAUCGUCCUAUAAAUACUACAGCUAUAGUACAUGUGUUACGGAAUGUUUAAAGGACGCCCAGCUGAAAGUUUGCAAUUGUACCCACCACAACAUGAUUUACGAUAAGAACGAUUUAACUCCAGUGUGUGACUACAAUGGCUUGGUAUGCUUGGACAAUGCCGAUUUGAUAUUUCCGCAAACAACGAUUAUGCAGCCGUGGCGUACAAACGGUUUAGUUUGCUCAUGCUUGCCAUCGUGUAGCGAACAUGAGGUGAAAAUGGUUGGCAAGUAUCAAAGACCUAUACCUGAAAUGACAAGGAAAGCUGUAAUUACAUUACAAGAUUUGCCUACCCAGAGGUAUCGACGACAGGCGGUCAAAGACGAUCUCGACAUAGUGGUUUCAGUGGGCGGUAUUCUCAGUCUGUUUCUAGGCGCUAGCAUACUGAGCGGAGUUGAAUUUAUUUACUUUUUCACCAUUCGACUAAUUGGCACAUCGUGGAUGAAGAGAAGGAACCAGAGAUGGGAAUAAUGAAGAAUUCAAAUCAAUUUCUUGUUUAACCUUGUUUAAGCAAUUUAACAUCAUUUUACUUCAGUCAAAUAUAGAUCUAU